GUUGUCUCCCUGGCAACGGUGCCCAACAAACUUGGCCAGAGCUGGUCCUGGAGCUCGGCGGGUCCUGAGGGCCAUCCCAAAGCACUGACCAAUGCUACUUGGAUGAAUUCGACCAUCUCCUAGGAGACUUGAAUGUUAAGUUUCUAUAAACAAAGAAAUCAGUUAUUUCAUGUUUGGAGCAAUGCUGAAAUUCCAAGAAGCUGCCAAAUAUGUGAGUGGAUCAAUAGCCGUUUCCAGGUGUCCAAAGACCUUAAUUGCAAGAAGAUAUGUGCUUCAACAGAAGCUCGGCAGUGGAAGUUUUGGAACUGUCUAUCUGGUUGCAGACAAGAAAGCCAAACAAGGAGAGGAACUAAAGGUAUUGAAGGAAAUCUCUGUUGGAGAACUCAAUCCAAAUGAGACGAUGCAGGCCAGUUUGGAGGCCCAGCUCCUUUCCAAGCUGAACCACCCAGCCAUUGUCAAGUUCCACGCAAGCUUUGUAGAGCAAGAUAAUUUCUGCAUUAUCACGGAGUACUGCGAGGGCCGAGAUCUGGACUGUAAAAUUCAGGAAUAUAAAGAAGCAGGAAAAACGUUUUCAGAAGAUCAAAUAAUAGAAUGGUUUAUCCAGCUGUUGCUGGGAGUUGACUACAUGCAUGAAAGGAGGAUACUUCAUCGAGACUUAAAAUCAAAAAACAUUUUUCUGAAAAAUAAUCUGCUUAAAAUUGGGGAUUUUGGAGUUUCUCGACUCUUAAUGGGAUCCUGUGAUGUAGCCACCACCUUAACUGGAACGCCCCAUUACCUGAGUCCUGAGGCUCUGAAGCACCAAGGCUACGACAUGAAGUCCGACAUCUGGUCUCUGGCGUGCAUUUUAUAUGAGGUGUGCUGCAUGAAUCAUGCAUUCCCUGGCUCCAGUUUCCUGUCCGUUGUUUUAAAAAUUGUUGAAGGCAACACUCCUUCUCUCCCUCGGAGAUACCCAAGAGAACUGAAUGCCAUCAUGGAACGCAUGUUGAACAAGAAUCCUUUACUGAGACCAUCUGCUAUAGAAAUUUUAAAAAUCCCUUACAUUGAUGAACAGCUACAGCACCUGAUGCGUAGAUACUCAGAAAUGACUCCAGAAGACAAGAAUUUGAAUUGCCAGAAGGAAGCUGCUCAUAUAAUUAAUGCCAUACAAAAACAGAUCCACCCACAGACUCCGCGGGCGCUCUCUGAAGUGCAGAAAAUGACACCGAGGGAAAGGAUGCGGCUGAGGAAGCUCCAGGCGGUUGAUGAGAAAGCCACCGGGACGAUGAAAAAGCUUAUUGAAGAAAAAUAUGAAGAAAACAACAAACAAAUGCAAGAAUCAAGAUCUUGGAACUUUCAGCAGCUAACUGUUGAUGUACUCCAUGCAUCCGAUGACCCGACUUCGGAGAACCCGCCUGAGUCUCAGCCCAUUCCUUGCCUGGACCUCGGUGUGUUCGAGUCAAGUGUAGAGGACACCAUAAUUGACCUUGGAGAUCAUGGGAUCCCGGAAGACCCACGCAUCGCUGAGGAGUAUUAUGCUGACACGUUUGAUUCCUGCUCUGAAGAUGGUGAGGAAGAGGAGGAAGCAGAAACAGUGUCCUUGGGACUGGAGGAACCGGAGGAGGAUGAGGGCUCCCAGCCUGAUUACAGAGCAAGCCAGCAGGGCAGUGACAUUGAAGCGCUGGUCAGGUGUCUGGAAAGCGUCCUGGGUUGCACCUCUCUAGACUCAAGGACAGUCACCGGUGCAGUUCCAGACACGUCCCCGGGACCAACAAUUUUCAACAGCGCCAUGGCCAGGAUCAAGAUGCAACGCAUGAGGGAGAUCUCCACGAGGCAUUUUUAAGAUGUUCAAAACCGAACCCUUGACUUCUCUACCAAAACUGCUCCCUCCACAGCCAUCUUUGCUGGAAAAAAGGCGGGAUCUAGGAAAGGACACGCCUUUCAGCUCAGUCACUGCCGCCCCUGUGGCUUCAUCUUCUCACGUGAGAAACUGAAACCCUGUAAGGAAGUUGGGGAGCAAUGCCUGUGAUGGUACCACCACGAUUCUUUUAAGUUCUCUCUGCUGGGAGACCCUGGGGCAGACCCAAGUACUGUGGUCAGGAGGAAGGUGUGGAGUGUGGGACAGCAGCUGCUGGAAUUUAUAUCCCUGCUUAUAUUUAUGAGCAUGUGUCCUUGGAAAAGUUACCCAGCCUCCUUGUGCCCGAGCUUUCUUAUCUGUAAAGUGGGGCUAAUAAUGACUCCGGCCUCAUGGGGUUGUUAUGAGGGUUAGUUGAAAUCAUGAGUGUAUGAAAUGUACUUAGGGUAGUUCAUGACACAUAGUAAGUGCUCAGUAAAUGUUAACAGGUUAUAAUAGACUCUCAAUACACAUGUGGUUGCUUCUUCUGAAAAAACCUCCAAGCCACGAAUCUGAAGGUGUUGGCAUGUUAAGUGAUGUGUUACACCUGCAAGUAUCUGUGGUGAAGAAGCUGUGUAUGAAAACAUUUAUUUAGCCUUUUUUUUUACUAUGCAAGAAGAAGUGCCAGUUCUCUUGAAAAUUUUCAUAAAGUUGUUGAAUAUAAAAGCCAACCAUUUACCACCCUUCAGCACUUGGCUUCCUGUCAAGGCCACUUCUUACUCCCGCUGGGAAACCACUCUAUAGAUGAAACUCCCCGCUGGCCACAGGAAGCCUGGCUCUCAGCAGGCAUUAGGUGGUGCCACUCAGAGUCAUUGGAAUGUCAGCAGAAGCACAAGAAAUCAGCAUUGAUUUCCUCUCUGGCUGAGUAAUGUCCAUGUACAUUUGAAGAGAAGUUUCUGU
Messenger RNA from Artibeus jamaicensis (Jamaican fruit-eating bat), 2770 nucleotides. RefSeq names its product NIMA related kinase 11 (gene NEK11). NCBI's taxonomy places the organism in Eukaryota, Metazoa, Chordata, Mammalia, Chiroptera, Phyllostomidae. Bases 170 to 1819 code for a protein of 549 amino acids. Gene Ontology annotation, biological process: protein phosphorylation. The transcript has 16 exons. The record is from RefSeq and is a predicted model, not a curated record. Gene Ontology annotation, molecular function: ATP binding; protein kinase activity.